This is a messenger RNA of Penicillium robsamsonii, 1524 nucleotides long. RefSeq names its product glycoside hydrolase family 43 protein. Gene Ontology annotation, molecular function: hydrolase activity, hydrolyzing O-glycosyl compounds. The transcript is spliced from 4 exons. The record is from RefSeq and is a predicted model, not a curated record. NCBI's taxonomy places the organism in Eukaryota, Fungi, Ascomycota, Eurotiomycetes, Eurotiales, Aspergillaceae. The coding region runs from base 1 to 1524 and encodes 507 amino acids. Gene Ontology annotation, biological process: carbohydrate metabolic process.
AUGAGUUACGUUAAUCCCAUCAUUCCAGGGUUCAACCCCGACCCAUCGAUUGUUCGUGUCGAUAAAGACUUUUUCUUGGUCACCUCCACGUUUGAAUACUUCCCUGGGGUUCCCAUCUACCACAGCCAGGAUUUGAUUCAGUGGAAAUUGAUCGGCCAUGCGUUGACACGACCCAGCCAGAUUCAAAUCCAUACCCCAGAACCGGGAGGAGGAGUAUGGGCAACCACGAUUCGUUAUCACGCGGGGGUUUACUACAUCAUGGCAGCGAGCUUCCAGCGUUAUCGUCCUCAGCAGGAUGAUCGAGUUUGGCCCCAGGGAUUCUAUGUCAAAACGACCGAUAUAUGGAAUGACAAGACAUGGUCUGAUCCAAUCUAUUUUGAUCAAGUUGGUUUUGACCAAGAUCUUUUUUGGGAUGAUGACGAAACUGUAUAUUUAUCGUCCACCUACAGAAAGACUCAGCCAACUGCGGGUGCCAAGCUGAAAGACUUUGCGAUUCAUAUAUGCACUGUUGAUCUGGCCACUGGACAUUCGACGUCGACACCUAAAUUGGUCCGGGAAUCUUCCUCUGGUGUGGCCGAGGGUUCACAUAUUUUCAAACGCGGUCGUUAUUGGUAUUUGUUCACAGCAGAAGGCGGCACUGAAAGUGGCCAUAGCGAGUGGGUGAACCGCAGUGAGGUCAGUCCACUGGGACCGUGGGAGCUCGGGCCAAAUAACCCUCUCUGGCGCAAUGGCGUUGAGGACGAAGUGCAGAACACCGGGCAUGCCGAUCUAGUUGAGGACACCAAAGGGCAAUGGUGGGCAGUUGUUCUCGGCGUUCGCCGAGAGACAUUUCUAGUUCCUUUGGAAUGGAAGGACGACUGGCCAGUGAUCAAUGGAGGACAGAAAAUCAGUCUCAACUCCCAUGGACCUGGCCUUUACCAAUUUCAUACCCCGGUAUCUUGGAGAGACGAAUUUUCGGAGCCGGAAAUGCAAGUUGGUUGGUAUCGAAAAAACACGCCCUUCGUCAAUGAUUACUCCCUUACGGAACACCCCAAUCAUCUUCGUCUCCAUGGCGGACCCUAUAACCUGUCAGUUCCCGCCAGUCCAACCAUGUUCCUUCGCAAGCAAACCUACCGCCUCUGUCGUUGGGAAACAAUGCUCUCCUUUCACCCGACGGUAGACGAAACCGAGGCUGGCACUGUGGUCUGGUUAAACUAUUUCACAUACAGCAGCAUCGGUAUCAGAAAGGAUAACAAGGGCCGUUUCAUCCGUUUUCGACCAUCGGAGGGUGAUAUCGUGGACCAUAGAUUGGAUCCAAACACUGCUGUCAUUCUUACAGUUGACUGUGGCGACGAGUAUCGGUUUGGGUAUCGUGAAGACGCAGAAUCUGACGUCCACUGGAUUGGUACAGUUUCGAACAGUGCCGCUACAGCAGCUCCUCCGGUCGGGGCCAACUUUACCGGCAUGAUGCUGGGGUUGUAUGCAUUUGGAGAGCGCCAGCGAUGCCUGGCCCCAGCUGAUUUUGCGUACGCAGAGUUUAGAUAA